Molecule: messenger RNA, 3613 nt
Organism: Ceratina calcarata
Lineage: Eukaryota; Metazoa; Arthropoda; Insecta; Hymenoptera; Apidae
Product: dual specificity mitogen-activated protein kinase kinase hemipterous
Exons: 8
Coding region: 137-2440 (767 amino acids)
Biological process (GO): protein phosphorylation
Molecular function (GO): protein kinase activity; ATP binding
Source: RefSeq, a predicted model, not a curated record
UCUACUGAAAUGCGUACGACCGGCGGCGCAAUGUUCGCUGCCAAAAGGGGCAGACGAGUGAUGUGAAAAUUGUCAAAUAUUUUGUGCGAGGUGGUGUACCGCGGUGAACUCGUUACCGUCAGAAAAGAUCAUCGCGAUGUCCAGCACGCUGGAGAAUAAAAUCCUCAAUUUGCAAGAACGUCUCAGAGCGGAGAAUGAAUCCCGAGACAGGGACAGACAGGGCAACGAGGUUGGACCAGGAACGGGCCUUCCACCGUCGUCCACGGGAUCAGUCUCGAGUUCUGCCUCCCGACCACCAAUUCCAACUUUGAAAGUCUCACAAAUACCUCCAAAGAAGCAGGAUAGUGAAUUUGAAUCGAAGCUGCAGGAAAUCAUGAAGAUGAAUGGUAUUUUAAAUAUAAAUGGUCAGAGGUAUCAAACCGAGAUGAAAGACUUGGAACAUCUAGGAGAAUUGGGUAAUGGUACUUGUGGUCAUGUCGUCAAAAUGAGGCAUAAACCUAGUGGUGUACUCAUUGCCGUUAAACAAAUGAGACGUUCUGGCAACGCGGAAGAAAAUAAGAGGAUAAUUAUGGAUCUCGAUGUUGUGUUGAAAUCUCACGAUUGUCCUUAUAUCGUGCAAUGUUUGGGUUGCUUUAUUACCGAAUCGGACGUAUGGAUUUGCAUGGAAUUAAUGGCAACUUGUUUAGACAAAUUAUUAAAGAAAACUAGGCAGGCAAUGCCGGAAGAAUUUUUAGGAAAAGUUACAGUAGCUACAGUAAAAGCAUUAUCUUAUUUGAAAGAGAAGCAUGGUGUGAUUCAUAGGGAUGUGAAACCUAGUAAUAUACUUCUCGACGAGAGGGGAGGAGUCAAGUUAUGUGAUUUUGGUAUAUCUGGAAGAUUAGUUGAUAGUAAAGCAAAAACUAGAAGUGCAGGUUGUGCUGCUUAUAUGGCACCCGAAAGAAUUGAUCCUCCGGAUCCAACAAAGCCAGAUUACGAUAUAAGAGCAGAUGUAUGGAGUUUGGGUAUCACGUUAGUAGAAUUAGCUACAGGAGUAUUCCCUUACAGAGAUUGUAAGACUGAUUUCGAGGUACUGAGCAGAGUAGUACAAGACGAUCCACCCUCCUUACCACCAGAUGGAAAUUUUUCACCUGAAUUUAGAAAUUUUGUGAGUUGUUGCCUUACAAAAAAUUACAAACAUCGCCCGAAAUAUCACAAACUCAUGGAACACCCUUUUAUCCGAAAAUACGAUGUACCUCAAGACGAAGAAAAAAACUCGCCGGUCCUAAAUUCUGGCUGCCAAUGGUUUGGCAGAGUUAUGCGGCAAUUAGAACCAAGUUUCAGAUUGCCAGGCUGGCAGCAGCGAGUUACGGGUCAUGUAUCUUUAAAGCAAACAGCUCAUCUCAGGGCUCACUCUGAAGUACCAGCUUUCCUACGAAGCAAUGUCACCAAAGACUCACAGAACUCCACCAACUUUCUCCCCUUUCAUCAACGAUCAAAUAGUGAAAAUGGUGCAAACUACGUGUCUUAUAGUCCGUACGCACUUAGACGGAAGGAAAUAAUAUCGAGGCCGUUUUCUCCUCCUUCGUCGAACGACGUCGACGCAUCGGAAACAAAUUUUCAACGACCGUACUCACCGUAUAGGCAAUAUGUCGAACAAAAGCGGGAUUAUACAGCGAAUCAUUGUUCUACCAACGGACAAGGUAGACAAGAAGAAAGACCGUACUCUCCUUAUCGACAAGACACCAAUACGAUAGACUCUGGGAAUAGACUUUAUUCGCCCUAUCAUGGACGAUUUACGGAAGAUCGGGACACGAGCAAAGAACGAUGGCAGAAUGUCUCUAGAUCUCUAAGUCCGUUCGCACGUGAUUAUUCACCUUGGAGGAGAGAGAACGUGGAUCCUCCAAACGUGAUACAACCGACCGAAAGUGGCCGUUACUCCCCGUUUCUUCAACAACGACUAGGACAAACUCCACCCGUGCCUCAAACUCAUCCGCAAGCGCAAGACAUUUACGGUAGUCCUAUGAUCAGCCGUAAAAGGUUCCCGUCUGAGCCGCCUCCGCAAGGAUCUCACGGUUCUACCAGUCCCGAACUACUGAUAUCUCGUUUUGCUCAUCAAUUAAAACAAGAACCAUCGUCCGUUGUACCACCGGUUCAAGGUGGAUCGAAAGAAUCCGCCAAGAAACGUUUUGCUUCUUACGUUCGUCUCAGGCUCGGAAGCGACCGUGCUCCUUCGCCGGAGCCACCGCCGAGAUUGAGCCGCGGAGAAUCACCUCUUGCCCUUAGAAGGAAUUUAGUAGGUCAAGCCUCUCCAUCUCUCGCACGGAGGCAUAUUUCGUCUUCUCCACCUCAACCACCUCCAAGAAGAUUGUCGGAGAGCAGUUCUGUGCCCGGUAGCCCGCAACAUGUGCGAGCCCGGCUACGUUACACCCCCGAGCCUCAGAGAAGACCUCCGCCACCAUAACCCACCGUUAUGAUUAAAUCGUAUUCCUUGUUGGUGCCAUAUAAAACGAUAAAAGUAACUGAAUUAAUCACAUGUACCACGUAGAAUGGUAUCGUAAUCAACGAUGGCCGUGCACAAUCGAACGGGUCGUGAUCAGUGCACAAGUGUGCUUGAAAAGUUGGAAACCAAAAAAAGAAAAAAAUAUAGUUGUGUGUAAUACUCGGUGAUACCGAAUCGUGGCGUACAUACGUACUUCAAACGAGGGACUCGAUACACGUAUUAUAUACGAUAUCGUUAUCGAAAGUGAACGUUACUCGUGAGCACGAGAAAAAGCAAAAAAAAUGUUUAGACUCCUAGAUUUGAGAGGACGGUCUUUGGAAUUAAUUUUCACACGUUUACUCGUGGCUGUAACGUAAAAACCGCGUUGAACUACUUUGUCAAUAAUUCUCUUUAUCGACGUGUAUUUAUAUUAGAAUGCAAUCACUGAUGCAAUACGAUGCUCAACUUUUUAUAAUGCUUGUAAAGAUAUAAAUAAAUGUAGUAUGUUCGACGUUUUUUCUAGAAAAAGAAAAGAAAGAAAAACUUUGAAAAAAAAGAAGAAAUCGAAAGGAAAAGGAGAAAAUCGUUAUUAGGAGAUGCGGCAUCGUACUGAACGCGUAAACCGUUCCUAUCAUUCUUCGUUUACGCUUCUUUUCUUAUGUAGAGACGCGCGUGAGUAUACGAAAAAGAAAGGAAAAUAAAAAAAAAUCGAAUUUCCGCAGUCGCGGUUCUCUCUUCCUCGUGCGGCCUUGCAGCGGUCUCUGCAACUCGACUGAGUAAACAACAGCGACAUUUUUUUCACGCGUCUCAUUGUCAUCUGUAAAAUAAUGAUACCAAAUCGCAUGGCGGCGAUCGCAGUCAGGAUCGAUGGAGCGAAAAGGAAACCAAAACGUAACGAAGCUAUUAAAAAAAAAAGAAAAACGACGUCUCCGUAAGGAAAGCACAAUUAAUUCACGUCUCCUAGAUUCUACGAGUUUCAACAAGUGUACAUUAUUUAAAUAAGAAGGCGUGUCUGGGCUAGAACGUUGUAAUUAUUAUUUUUAAUUAACAUUUAUUCAUUAACUUUGUUCAGUCUACACACGUAAUCACCCUUUGUCGCUUAUUUGACAAAAGGAUCUGUUGCAAUGUAAAUAAACUUAUAUUUAUACGACAUCA